AAGUAUCGGAGACACCGGCGCUGCGCGUCGCGACGGCGGUAUUAAAUUUCGACGCUGCCGCCGUUAUCAGGCCCCGUACGCACGCGACGGACGCUCCAACAGCUGAAUAUUCAGUGUUGUCAGUCAGUCGUGUGCCGGCUAGCGAACGGGGCUAUUAUCGAAAAACGCCGCGGACUUCGGGCAGAAGUCGCGAUAUCGAAGACGAUCAGGAGCGAGGUUUGUUUUUGUUUAUAGUUUCGUUCGAUUCACGUACGAAAUUAAGCGGGAGAUUUGAAUUAAACAAUUGAUAUUUUGGUGUGUUAGAUACCUUGAAGUGUUUUUUGUGUCUUUUUAUUUUUUCUGGAUAUUAUUGUUAGCUGGAAACAUGAUUUGGAUUCAGGUGAAGAUCCGUUACAUAGACCCACAUCCAAAAUAAGCUGGAGUCCCGAACGAUCAAAACCCAGCUGCAAUGUCCACAAUUCGCAGCUCAAAUUCUCCAACUCCGACAACAACCCCACUUCGUCUCAGCCGACGACAACACAGAAAGUCAAUCCUAUCGAUGCUUAGAGAUAAGACCAGAAAAGUCCAUCAUUUUAGCCAGAAGAUACUCGAAAAGUCACACCUAUCAAAGUCCAGACGAAGACUGCCUUGAGUAUCCAGAAGGAUACAUUCACGAGCACUACAGUCCUGUUUUAGCCCGAAAAAAUAAACCUUUUUGGAAAUCAAAAUCAGUGGACUGUCAUAAAGUUGAAGAUAACAUUUUGGCGAAAAGAGAUAACUGUAAGUCAUCCCCAGACGUUCACGAAGACCCAAAGUUCUCGGUGAACAAAUUUCUGAAGAAGUUAGACAAUAAAACCAGUAAGGUACUCUCAAAAUACACGAAACAGAAAAAGAACAACGAGUCUAGUCUAAAUUCGAAUGAGAUUGAUAAGAAUAAAAUCUUAUCUCCUUACAAUACUGAUAAUACAGGCAGUCUAACCACUUCGAGUAGUGAAUUAGUGCUGAGACGACCUGUCCCAAACUACGAUGUAAACAAAAACGAGAUCAUAGUAUAUCAGAAGCCUAAAGAGGUAGAACGUCGUGCCAAAACCAAGUACAGUCCAUCUCCGGAACGGGUUAUUACUGAGACUGUACCUCCAAAACCUCCAAACGAUUUAGUGCCGUCUAGUGAUUCUAGUGAACCAAAAGACAGAUCGAACAUGUAUCGGUUCAGUUUAAGACUGAAGGAGCGCUUGGUGAUAUGUGUGAGCAUAGUGGCGGUGUUGUUCACGUUCAUGUUGGUGAUGGACAUCCAGAUGGACUUGGGACUGUCCAAGAGACACUUGGUGCCUUCACACGGGAAAAUUAAGUACGUGGUGAAGGAGGAUGGACCCGGGUCUGCGUAUAAUAGUUUUAAGAAUAGGCUGCUGCAAAAAACUAACAGUGGCAUCAGCGGCAACAUGUCCAAAGAAAGUCUUCCAAACGACACAGUAGUGAACACCAAACGAUCCCACAAAGACGACUCGCACAAAAUCCCUAAUAUUGAUGACAAAGACGAACAAGUAGACGAUUUCAGCGAUUUGAUGGACUACGUGGCUCUGGACAGUUUGGAGAGGGAAAAAUACAAGUUGGAAGUAGGUCGAAGUCACGGUGUCAUCAGUAAAGUUGCUGGUGGUACCAAUUCUGAUAAUCCGACUAUAGGAGACCUGAAAAAUAUUAUCAUAGAAAAAAACUCAACUACUUUGGAACAGUUCCAUGCUCAAAUAUCGCAGCACGAAUUAUAUGCAGAAAACACACCACUGGUCGAUCAACUUUUAAAAGACAUGCGGACUGAACCUAUAGUACACGUUGCUCAGAAAUCGGGCGGAACGCAACUCAAGUUAAUCAUCGAUUAUCCCAACGAGCUGCAGGCCCUCUUCAAGCCGAUGAGGUUCCCCAGGGAGCAGCAGACCCUUCCCAAUCACUUUUACUUCACGGACUACGAGCGACAUAACGCCGAGAUUGCUGCCUUCCAUUUGGACAGGAUACUUGGCUUCAGGAGAGCCAUGCCCGUAACCGGACGCCUCCUCAACAUGACGACGGACUUGUACCAGAAAGCCGAGGGCGACCUCCUCAACACCUUCUUCGUCUCGCCCUCGGACAAUCUUUGCUUCCACGGCAAGUGCUCGUACUACUGCGACACAUCGCACGCGAUUUGCGGCAAUCCGGACAUGUUGGAGGGCAGUUUCGCGGCGUUCUUGCCUUCGAACAAGAUCGCGCCGACAAAGGUAUGGAGACAUCCGUGGCGCCGCUCCUACCACAAGAGGCGGAAAGCUCAAUGGGAGACGGACCCCAACUACUGUCAAAUGGUGCGCGAGAUCCCCCCCUACGACAAGGGUCGGCGGCUGCUCGACCUCAUGGACAUGGCCGUGUUCGAUUUCCUUAUUGGGAACAUGGACCGGCACCACUACGAGACUUUUAGGUUAUUUGGUAACAAUACUUUUACUCUACAUCUGGACCAUGGACGAGGCUUCGGUAAGCCUUACCACGACGAAGUGUCAAUAUUGGCACCAGUACUUCAAUGCUGUAUGAUAAGACAGUCUACGCUAGAAGUAUUACUUAAGUAG
Molecule: messenger RNA, 2564 nt
Organism: Sitophilus oryzae (rice weevil)
Lineage: Eukaryota; Metazoa; Arthropoda; Insecta; Coleoptera; Curculionidae
Product: extracellular serine/threonine protein CG31145
Exons: 10
Coding region: 1179-2564 (461 amino acids)
Biological process (GO): protein phosphorylation
Cellular component (GO): Golgi apparatus
Molecular function (GO): protein serine/threonine kinase activity
Source: RefSeq, a predicted model, not a curated record